Messenger RNA from Suillus subalutaceus, 491 nucleotides. Its product is annotated as DOPA-like domain-containing protein. Bases 83 to 328 code for a protein of 81 amino acids. The transcript is spliced from 3 exons. Lineage: Eukaryota; Fungi; Basidiomycota; Agaricomycetes; Boletales; Suillaceae. The record is from RefSeq and is a predicted model, not a curated record.
GUCUUUCUCUCUCUGGCGUUGACAGUAGUUGUUCAUUCAUUAAUUUUCUCCGUGAGGUAGUUGCGUAUCUACCAGUUCUUCGAUGAAGCAGUCGUCUGGGCCCCACCCUACCGCUAUGUUCGAGGUAAAUACAUUCACGCCGCACCAGACCGGAGCGUUCUUUUCCUGGCUUGUCACGGUCAUCCAUCGGGGGCCUUGCGACGUCCUCGUCCACCCGAAUAUAAAUGAUUUAUACAGAGAGCAUACAGAGUUGGCGACAUGGAUUGAGAGGAGAUGGCCCUUGGAUGAAGACCGUCUGAAGAAUAGGACGAGGAAGUCGUAUAUUUGAAUUUUGAGCGUCUUCCUGUGCGGAAUCGUUAUCCUGUGUACAGGAUGAUCUAUAAGUCGGGUGGAGUAGAUUAACGCAAGUAUGUAUGUAUACUGUUUUAUGUAUUUUGCUACAAAUUCCGAUUCCGGAAUGGUCAAUAGAUCCGAACCGAUUCGGAUUCCGA